CCGCCCUGGUGAUUCGAGGCUGAUUUCCAGCGAGGGAGCGUCAGAGUGGAUGGCAAAAAAAGAGCGGAGCGGCGGCGGACGAAGUUUGUGGCGCUGAAAAAAAGAAAGAAGCAAUAGACAAAACGAGUGAGACUUUUUUUUAUUUUAUUUUUUGGACGAGAUAGGGAGAGAGGGGAGCCAAGCAGAAGUUGCGCACGGUGGCACACUUUGAGCGGCGCAUUUGUUGUGACUUGACUCCAGAAGCGCACAAAAGAAGCCAACAACAAGAAGAGGACUAAUUCGCGAGCACGCUUUUGUCGUCUUCGCUUCUCUUCUUCCUGUCUUUAUUUUAUCCUCAAUCGUUUUUUUUUUUGUUUUUUUUUUAGAAGUUUCCCAUUUUGCCCCUGUGUGCAUAUCGCUCCCCUCCACCGGCGUGUGUGGCCUCUUUUUGUCGCCGAGAGAGCGAGGGGACGCGCGGGGGGCCGAGAGGAGCCGGAGCCGGAGCCGGGCUGCCCACAUGCUCCAACCGCUGGCGUGAAAGUUGACUUCUUCCCAACACAAGAGAACAGGUGCCAGUGAUGAUGGUGGAAUCAGCCUCUGAGACCAUUCGAACGACACCGUCCGGCCAGAACGGAGUCAGCAGCCUCAGCAGCCAAUCAGACGGCGGAGGAGGGAGAGAGGGCGGGUCUAACGGCGACGUAAAUGGAGAAAUCAGCCCGGUCGAUCUACUGCACCUGCAACAGCAACAGGCUCUUCAGGCAGCCAGACAGUUCCUCCUCCAGCAGGCCUCUGGACUCAACUCCCCCGGCAGCAACGAGGUCAAACAGAGCCCCGUGCAGGUCCCUGUAUCCAUGGCUAUGAUGAGCCCCCAGAUGAUCACUCCGCAGCAGAUGCAACAGAUCUUGUCGCCCCCUCAGCUCCAGGCCCUGCUGCAGCAACAGCAGGCGCUCAUGCUUCAGCAGCUACAGGAGUACUACAAGAAGCAGCAGGAGCAGUUGCAUCUGCAGCUCCUGACUCAGCAGCAACAGCAGCAGCAGCAGCAACAACAACAACAACAGCAGCAGCAGCAGCAGCAGCAACAGCAGGCCGGAAAGCAAGCAGCAAAAGAGCUCAGCAGCAAGCAGCUGGCCUUCCAGCAGCAGCUGAUCCAGAUGCAGCAGCUUCAGCAGCAGCACAUCCUUAACCUCCAGAGACAAGGCCUGGUUCCCCUGCAGCCCACCGCCGCCAUGCAGUCUCUGCAGCAAGCCAUGUGUCCGUCGGACCUCCAGCAGCUGUGGAAGGAGGUGUCGGGCGUGCCGAGCAGCGACGAGGCCUUGAAGCAAGCCGAGGGCCUGGACUUGAGUACCAACAGCUCUAAUUCUACCUCAGCCUUCCCUAAAGCGGCCAGCGCUCACAUGCCGCUGCACAGCCUGCCCAAUGGACAGAGCCACACCCCAAAGAGAGACAGAGCCAGACUGUUUGAGUGGAUAUCCUCCUUCACCAAGGCGGACAGUGGCGAUGACCAUGCCCCCCCAUACUCCAAAGGCAGCCAACCCCCCAUCAGCCACCACGAGGAGCAUGCCGGCUCCCAUCCUCUCUACGGCCAUGGAGAGUGUAAGUGGCCCGGCUGUGAAGCACUGUGUGAGGACAUGGGACAGUUCAUCAAGCACUUGAACAACGAGCACGCCCUGGAUGACCGCAGCACCGCUCAGUGCCGAGUCCAGAUGCAGGUGGUCCAGCAACUGGAGAUACAGCUGGCAAAAGAGAGCGAGCGACUCCAAGCUAUGAUGACCCACCUGCACAUGCGCCCAUCAGAGCCAAAGCCUUUUAACCAACCCUUGAACCUGGCUUCCAGCGGCUCUCUUCUAAAGCGUGACAGCGAUGUCUACCCGGACGGUCUUCCUCACCCUCCCACCUCAGCGGCAACCCCCAUCACUCCACUGCGCCAGGGACCCUCGGUGAUCAGCUCCUCCAGCCUUCACACACACUCCCACGCGCACGGCGUCGGGCCCAUCCGCAGGCGCAACUCCGACAAAUACUGCACCCCCAUCGCCUCGGGUAGGUCGACGACCUUCGCUCGUGUCUUUACAUCAAUACAAUUUCUAAUGUUUCUCGACCGGGUUACUAAUCCCAACCCAGAGCUGGCUCAGAACUGUGAGUUCUACAAGAACGCCGAUGUCAGGCCUCCCUUCACAUACGCCUCUCUUAUACGUCAUGCCAUUCUGGAGUCACCCGACAGACAGUUGACUCUGAACGAGAUCUACAACUGGUUUACACGAAAGUUUGCCUACUUCAGGAGAAACACAGCCACGUGGAAGAAUGCUGUGCGCCACAACCUAAGUCUGCACAAAUGUUUUGUUCGUGUGGAGAACGUGAAAGGAGCCGUGUGGACCGUGGACGAAGUUGAAUACCAAAAGAGGAGACCACCAAAGAUGACCGGGAGUCCCACUCUUGUGAAAAACAUGAUUUCAGGCCUGGGCUUUGGAUCCCUCAACGCCAGCUACCAGGCGGCCCUGGCAGAGAGCAGCCUGGCUCUGCUCAACAGCCCUCCCCUGGUGACCCCUCCAUCUGCAGCCAGCCUCAACAUGCUGCACGUGGGCCAUGAUGAUGUCAGCUCCACAGUGGAGCAGGUCAACAGCAACGGCAGCUGCAGUCCCACCCUCAGCCCUCAGCAGUACAGCCACGCGGUGCACGUGAAGGAGGAGCCCACCGAGAUCGAGGAGGACUGUCGGCCCGUCUCCCUCCUGGCCGGCAUCACACACAACAUGUCCUUGCCGAGCGACGACCGUGACCUGGAGGACGACCUCCCCGCCGACGACCUGGAGUAAGACGGCUCCGCCGGACGGGAUCGAAGGGGCGUGGCUUAGUCAGAAGAAACGAUAGCAAGAAGAGAAAAAAAAGAAAACGAGAAUGUUUUUUAUUUUUAUUUGUCGUUCUGGGCAAGCAACCCGAGGAUGACAUUGAGAAACUCCAAACAGGGUUUGAAGACCUCCGUUACUUUAAGUCUGUGGAGCACUGCUUUAACUUCACAUCUCUUUCCACAAACACACACCUACACACACACGUAUACACGCACACACUGGCGCACUCCUUCACUAGUGGAAGCCUCCUUCAGCUUCGUGGAGACCCCAAGAGCUCUUUUUCCUCCUCACUCAGGCGGCCCGGCGAGUCGCGCAGGCCCACAACUGUACAUGCGCGUGCGACCAUGUGUAUAUAUCCGUAGAUCCGGAGCAUUCGCCAAGGGAGGGGAGUGCAGUAUACCUCUCCAUCUACCAAACACACUUUGGAGUCAAUCUUUCAUCAGACCCAAACGUUUGGCUUUCAGGAUGGGAAGUGAGGAAAGAUGCUUUCAAAGAAGAAUACCUCGAACUGCGCCAACCCAACACAUCGUCUCGACAUUUGUGACCGGGAGGAGGCGUGGCCCCUCUUUGCUUGUGAGAUAUAAAAAAAAAAAUAAAGAAGAAUAAGAAAACAUUGUCCCAGCCACCCCAAAAGACUGCAAGAAAAGGAACAUCCAUUGCCGUCUCUUCUCCUUCGUUUGGGAUGUCGAGAUGAGUUUGGAACACUCAUAGAAGAAAAUAGCCGGGAAGUGUCUAUAGAAAUAUUGUGACUUAAAAAAAAGGAACCUGUCAAUGACAUGGAAAAAAACAUGUGGUAGCUUUAUCAUUUCCUUUUUUUUUUUAAUUGAUGUUAUUAGUUGUCUUUAUUUUUGAGGAGCAUUAUUCCCAUGGUGGUGUUUCUUUUUCCGUGUAUCUUUUCUGCCGAUGCUGGUUUAGUUUUGUAUUGAUUUUGUGUUCAAUUUGUUUUUCACACCAUUUCCAAAAUGUAUGGGGAAGAAAAAAAAAAGAGAACCCACAGUAUUGUACCCCCCCCCCCCCCUCCCUUUCACUCCCAAUUGUAGCAGGCUAGAAAUUUGGAAAUAGCACUUAAAAGUUACCAUUAUCCAAACAAAUUAUUUAACAGCAUUUAUUUUUAUUAUCAUUUUGCAUUCUGUCUCAUUCAUUUAUUUUUGGUUGUGUAUUUAGUUGAGAGAUAAUGCUUUAAGAAAAAAAGAUCUAUAAAAAUAUAUAUUAAUGCAGUUAGAGAAUACCUCAUCCUACAAAGGUUCCGAUUUGAAAAAGAAACAAGGGGGGACUUCUUUGCGCCGGAAACCAAAACGUGGCUCCAUUCAAAGUUCUGUGCUGGUGAUUCGUUACCGUGUCGACGCUGAUUCAAUGUGUGAGGAUGUGUUAAAGGAAUAUCACGUGAGAUGUUUUCUCUUUUUUUUUUGUAUUUGCAGGUUUGCUUUCUCCAUAGUGCCAUACCAAAUUUAACAUUUGUCAUUUUUCAAAUCUAUUACCUGCUUCUUACUCCCGUCUUAUUUUUGUUACAGGUAACCAAAGAAAUGUUUAGAAAACCAAAAACCCUGUAGUUUGUUUCACCCCCUUCCUUUUUUUUUUUAAUUAUUGUUAUUUCAGCCUCCUUUUUGUUCUUAAAAAAAAAGACAACAAACCAGGAGUUUGAGCAUUUUUUGUUUCUUUUUUUUUGUUUGAUGUAUUGUUUGACGGUUGAACAGGAUUUACAGUGCUUACCAUUCCCGCAAACCAAAGUAUGAGACUACAAAUUUGAAGUAAAAGCUUUUUUUUCCAGUUCCAAACUGCUCCUAUUAGGUAUGAGGCCAAAUAUACAAAGGAGUAUUAAAGCCACACCAAAAAGGAAAAAAAUACCAGGGGGAAAAAAAAAUACCAUUUUUGUUUUGUGUGUCAUUUUAAGAAUUGAACAUUAGUUAAUAUUUGUUAAAUUACUUCUGCUUCACAACAGAACAAAAAUGACUUUUCCAACAAAACAAAACAAAAAGACUUAAACAUUUCACAGUAAACUUUGUCUUGACAUCCUGAUGAUGUGACAAUUCAUUUGUGUCAACGUUUUCCUCUUAACAUUCUACAAUUUUUUCCCCUUAAUUUUAGUGUGGCCUUAAUACUCCUCGGUACAAAUACAUAAGUAUUAACAUGCACAGUUCCUCUUACUAAGGCAAAAAAAAAAAAAGCACUUAGAGGUGACAGUGUGACUCUGCCAUGCUCAGGCUAACGUGUGUUCCAAACACAAUGCGCAGGACUAAGUCAUUCCAAAAAUGUGUAGCGAGGAAUCUUUCCAUUAAGAGGGAACCAAUAACACUAAAACGAUUCCAGCGUAAGAGGACAACAACUAAGGGACGUCAUCUUUAAAAAAAUUCACAUUUUCAUUCUUAACUUUUGCACUUGACACCAUUUUCUUAUUUAAUUGAAGAAGCAACUUAUUUCUUACAAAAAAAAGACAGACCAAAAAGAACACUACCUCCUUUUGGAACUCUCGUCUAUACCCCCCCCCCCCCCCCUCCCUCCCUUCCCCUGACAUUAUUCCUCACUAAUAACAACAUGUGGACUCCCCUGUCACAUACGUGUGCUUCAGCCCAAAAACAAACAAGACGGACUGUAAAGACUACCUCGCCUUAGCUGCGACCUGAAGCGCUCUCUGCAGCUCCUACGUGUCACUGGCAUGAUGGAGAACCCCCUGAUUGGGCCAAUGUACUGUUGCAGGGAAACUGUUAUCAGAUGUGAUGAUAGGCAGAAUUUAACAUACACAUACACACACAUGGGUGGCACAGAAGCAGGGCUACAUGGGUUUGUGCAAACAGCGGCUCUGACCAAAUAUCCAAAGACCCCCCCCACCAAAAAAAAAAAAAAAAAAAGCAAUGACUACUCCACAAGAGGACACACACACACAAAUACACAUCAUGGCUCCUUCAGUCCAAACAAGAGGAACUGCUGCAUUCAGUGGAAUAUGUAGAUGAUCUUGUGCUUUAAGGUACACCUGUAAACAAGGCGCUUUUAUAAAGAUUGUUGACAGGUCACCGCGUAACAUUUCUUGGCAUAACAAAAUGUAUUCUUGUAUAUUAAUGAUUGACUUAUCUCUCCGGGGCAUUCUUUCCUUUUGUUUGCGCUUGUUCAUUUUCGGUGUGUGUUUCCUGCACCUGUUUAGCUAUUGUAAAGCUCACAGCUCUGGUUCCUAUACUGUACUGCUAAUGCUGAACUAUAUGUAUUUAUCAUAUUAAGUACUGCAGGUAUCUUGGUUUUGAUAGUUUUCUUUUUGUUUCCAUGUUUUCAGAUCUUCAUACAAACGUCUGGGACGAUUUAGUUUUUUUUUAAGUGUAUUAUCGCGAAAAAAAAAGGUUAAAAGAGUAAAAUUUAGAGCAGUGGUUUUAGGUAAGAUUUGUUUGUAUAUUUAUCUUAGCUAGGUCUAUUUUGAUACUUUUUUGUCUCUGUACUGCAUUUAUGCGUUUUUAAGGAAAAAAAACACAAAUGGAUGAACUAAAAAAUUUACGUUAUGAUGUAUUGAUACCUCAGAAGGACUUCUUUUUUUUUUUUCUCUUCUCAAUGACAGGACCAAAACUUUUGAAAAGAAAAUGAGUGUAAGAAUAUUUAGCCUCUCUCCUGCUUUACACAAAUGUGGACUGUCCGUUGGUCCUUUCAGGUGCCAAUAUUGUAUCCCUCUGACCCCUGACCCUUGUGAUUCCUUCGCUGACCUCUGGCCUGCAGAGCUGUCAAUCAUUCGCGGGCGGGAGGGGGGGGGGGUUGCCAAGUCACACACUUCCUCUUUUAAUACCGCAAAGGGUUAGGGUUGCUUGCAUUGUUGAUGCUCAUCCUCCCUUUUUUUUUUUUUUUUUUAAUAUAUAUUUGGCGUGGUCACGGUACCAUAAGGUAGACCGGCGCUCCGAGAUGCAGCUCUCCGUCUGACUACCAAAGUCCAAAACUCCUGAAGUGUAACCAAACUGAUACCUUAAACCAAACCGAAAGCGAGCUACUUCCAAAAGUCUCUAUCGACGUCACAGAUCACCUUCACUGAUAGCUGUUCUCUCUCGUACGUGUGUGAUGUCGGCCUCGGUGGCUUAAGCGGAGCCCCAAUUUGUCACGUGUGAUUGGACGCUCUCAGUCUUUUAAAAGGAGGGGGGGGUGGGAUUGGGUUGGGUGAGGUGGACUGUCCAAGUGGAGUAUACUAAACAAGUCCGAAUGACCACUUCAGCUCUCCUCUGGUUAAACCUUAGGAAUGUGUGUACAUUUUCAGCAGUGACUCUUCAGUGUGUUGUGAUUUAAUUUCACUUUAUUGCUUUGCUUAAUUUUGUUGCUAUUUUUUAUUUUUUUUUGCAAGUGUCACCAGACUUAGAGGCGGGGGCUGGGUGCAGGUGGCUUUAAGACAUAGUGAAGCCUCCAUGCCGGGUAGCCAUGUCGAUGCCAGUCACUGCCCUUUCUUUCAUGCUGUAUAAAACACACACACACACACACACAUGCAUAUAUCUGUGUAUUUGUAACCUGAAUCUUCUUGUGUCUGUCCAUGCAGACAAUAAAAAACUGUACAGUAGGUCUAGUUGCAUGUAAUCUGUACUAAUUAUUGACAAUGGCAUUAUAAAAUGCAAUAAAAUACUUAUUACACUGUC
Molecule: messenger RNA, 7408 nt
Organism: Syngnathus typhle (broad-nosed pipefish)
Lineage: Eukaryota; Metazoa; Chordata; Actinopteri; Syngnathiformes; Syngnathidae
Gene: foxp4
Product: forkhead box P4
Exons: 17
Coding region: 558-2786 (742 amino acids)
Biological process (GO): regulation of transcription by RNA polymerase II
Cellular component (GO): nucleus
Molecular function (GO): DNA-binding transcription repressor activity, RNA polymerase II-specific; RNA polymerase II cis-regulatory region sequence-specific DNA binding
Source: RefSeq, a predicted model, not a curated record